AUGUCUUCAAGAAGAGAAUCGCUCGCUGCGUCUAAAAUACCAAGGAAAUCAAUUACAAGUAAGCUUGGCCAGAGAGUAUCAAUCAGCAAAAACGAACUCACACGUCGUAGCUCUGCUGCCAAAAAUAUUCUCCAAUCAAAUGAACCUGUUAAGAGCAAUAUUCCAACAGUUCGAUCAUCAAAGAAGGUUCAUAAAGAGAAAGUAGUGAAAGAAGCUGUCGAAAUACCAGUUGAAAAGGUUGAUGAAGUAAUUGUGAAGGAGAAGCCAACAUUUACAAUGAUUCCACCAACAGCCAAUGAAGCAGAGUCAACUGAAAUAUUGAUGAAUGCCAUUAACCUCAUAUAUGAAGAAAAUAUGCCAGAAAACAAGGUUCAAUUCUUCACAAACUAUGCUCAAGCUAUGCUCAAAUUUAGCCAAUCAUCUCAGUUACUUAGCAUUUCUUCUACAUGCAUGACAGCACUCUUCCAAGAAAAAUUUGAAGCAGUUCCAUCAGAAGUUCUUGCAGAAGUCUUAUCAUUAUGCUUCUCUAUUAAUUGUGGUGAUAUCUUCCUUGAAGGAGAGGAUUCUUUUGAAGCUCAGGAGUCAAUCAAAGGCUUCAUCAACCAAUCAAUCGAAAAUACGCCAGUUAAGACAUUGGUUAAGUCAAUUUGCUCAAUAAUCCAACAAUCAUCAGGAAACAAGUUACAAUUUAUCCUCGAUUCAUUGAAGGAAUCUGAUAAUCUCAAAUCUGCUGCCGAAAUUGAACUUCGUGCUAUCAGUGAUGUAUUAUCAUCUUUUCAUCCUGAAAUAACUCUUCCUGAAUUCUUACCAGAGCCAUCAAUUCCAGAUGUUUCCGAUAUUACAAAAAUCAAAGGUCAAAGUAACGAAAAUGUCAGUGUUGAAGAGAGCAUUGCAAGACUUUUGAAUGAAGAAGUGGUUGGUGAUGAACUUCUUAGACUUGUUGCCAAUUCAAAGGAUGGAAAAUUCGAAGAAUUUCCGGCUUCAAUUAGAGUUGUACUUCAUGCUGCAUGGAACGAGGCAUCACCUUGCCCCAAUGAAGAAGAAUUGCUCGAACAAGCUCAGUUCUUCCUCGAUACCCAUCAAUCUUCUGAAUAA
This is a messenger RNA of Trichomonas vaginalis G3, 1095 nucleotides long. RefSeq lists its product as uncharacterized. The record is from RefSeq and is a predicted model, not a curated record. NCBI's taxonomy places the organism in Eukaryota, Parabasalia, Trichomonadida, Trichomonadidae. The transcript has a single exon. Bases 1 to 1095 code for a protein of 364 amino acids.